ACGAGGCUAGCUUCAUGACGCGAUUUGGGCUCUGAGCAUACUUGAACAUCAUCAGUCCCACGCCGACUUACACUCAUCCUUUGCGUGGCACGUAUUGAUCUGCUCAUACAAACGGGAUGAAAGUCUUACAAUUCUUACCCGCGCUUCCGUUGGUUGCUGCUCUGGGUAGCAGACAACACAAGCGCGAUGCGAUCUUGAGUCUUGAAAAGCGCGAUGUCAAUCCCGAGCGACUCUAUACUGAAUAUAACAUCUCAGUCCCUGUUGAUCAUUUUUUCAAUUCUUCCCGUUAUGAGCCUCACAGCAACGUCAGCUUUGACCUGAGAUAUUGGUUCGAUGCAUCGCACUAUCAGCCUGGUGGACCUGUUAUUGUACUUCAGUCCGGUGAAACCGAUGCUUCAGGACGACUUCCCUUCCUGCAGAAGGGUAUUCUAGCACAGCUUGCUCAGGCAACCCACGGUAUUGGAGUUGUACUUGAGCAUAGAUACUAUGGCACCUCUUUCCCGACUCCCGAUCUCUCGACUGAGAACCUCCGAUUCUUGACUACCGAACAAGCACUUGCCGAUGAGGCAUACUUUGCAAGAAACAUCGUCUUCCCUGGUCUUGAACACUUGGAUCUCACAAGUGCGUCAGCCGCAUACCUCGGUUAUGGUGGUUCCUAUGCAGGUGCCUUCAACGCGUUCCUGAGAGUGCUCUACCCCGAUGUCUUCUGGGGGACCAUCUCCAGCAGUGGUGUGACCAAGGCCAUUUACGAUUACUACGACUACUUCACCCCCAUUGCUGAGAAUGCCCCUCCAAAGUGUAUUUCUACACAGAAGAGCCUCAUCAACAUUGUGGAUACCAUUCUCAAGAAGAACCAAACUGAUCUCACUCUUCAACUCAAGACUGCGUUUGGAAUGGAGAAUGUGACCUACGACAAGGACUUUGCAAGCACUCUAUCCAGCGGUAUUGAGGGCUGGCAGGGCCGAAACUGGGACCCUAAGGUCAGCAGCCCUGCCUUCGACAGAUACUGCAGCAACAUCUCGUCCGAUGCAAUGGUCUACCCCAGCACAUCCUCGCUGCGUCCUACAGUCGAGUUACUGAUCAAGAAUGCCGAUUACACUGUCGAUGAGUCUCUGGUCAAUCAUAUGCUCAACUUUAUUGGUUAUGUGAAUUUCACCUCUGUGGCACCCUGCACCAGAAGUGGCUCCACUCAAGACGAGUGCUUCAGUAGUUAUAACGCGACAUACUACCAACAAGAUAGUCUGGGAUCGUACGUCUGGCGCUCUUGGGCUUAUCAAUACUGCUCUGAAUGGGGCUAUCUGCAGACUGGAUAUGCGCCCAAAGGCGAACUGCCGAUUGUUUCUUCUCUGCUUGAUGUGGAGUAUGAGAGCAUUGUUUGCGUCAAAGCAUUCAACAUCACCACUCCAGCCGAUGUUGAGUUGAUCAACAAGUACGGCGGUUAUGACAUCUCCUACCCUCGUCUCGCAUUCGUCGACGGGUCUGCUGACCCCUGGCGCCCUGCUACACCUCACGGCUACGCUCAAGGUGCCAAGGAGCGCAACUCUACAGCCAGCGAACCUUUCAUUCUUAUUGAUGGUGCUGUUCAUCAUUGGGAUGAGAAUGGACUGUUCGCCAACGAGACCACUCCUUCUCUUCCACCAUCGACCGUCGCCGAUACUCAGAGACAAGAGAUUCAGUUUGUACAGGAGUGGAUGUUGGAGUGGCAGCUGGAGCAGCAGGUCAAGGCAGCCUACCGUAAGCCAUCAACCCAGGGACCCCUAUAGACCGCUUCUGUCUCAAAGCGAGGCAGCAUCGGUGCGACUGCAAAAGCGAGUUGCUUCAUGUGAAUAUCAUUUUGUGGUUGAGAUCGUGUUCAAAUACGCCCAAGAAGUUCCUGAUGCACGAUUGGAAAGCGCAUGUGCCUGUAUUUCGCCGGGCAGGAACGCAUGAACGAGGUUACCUAUCGGGACAUUGGGUUCCGAUCGGAUGGCGG
Messenger RNA from Aureobasidium subglaciale EXF-2481, 1972 nucleotides. RefSeq lists its product as uncharacterized. The transcript is spliced from 2 exons. The coding region runs from base 117 to 1763 and encodes 548 amino acids. Gene Ontology annotation, molecular function: dipeptidyl-peptidase activity; serine-type exopeptidase activity. The record is from RefSeq and is a predicted model, not a curated record. NCBI's taxonomy places the organism in Eukaryota, Fungi, Ascomycota, Dothideomycetes, Dothideales, Saccotheciaceae. Gene Ontology annotation, biological process: proteolysis.